AUGCCGUCAGCGAUUCCAACAGGCAAUGAGAGAAUUACCAAAUUCACGAAUUGCAGAUUAGUCAAAGGAGACGAGCUAGUGGAGCAGGAUCUAUGGGUGAGCUCUGAGACAGGAAAGAUCGUACGGAGUCAAGAGGUCUUCUACGGCAAACACGAAGUGCCAGACAACAUAAUAAACCUUGGCGGACGAAUUAUAUCCCCAGGUCUUAUUGACGUCCAACUGAAUGGUGCCUUUGGGUUCAACUUCUCCACGAUACCAGACGAUGUUUCAAGCUAUGGGAAGGUCUUGAAACAAGUCAACAAGUCCCUCGUCCAAACAGGAGUCACCUCUUACCUCCCAACCCUCACUUCCUCCCGCCCAGAAGUCUACCAUCAGGCACUCCCAUUUCUUGGACCAUCUGGCGGUCCACGGCGGGCAGAAGAUGGGGCUGAGUCCCUUGGUGCACAUUGCGAAGGCCCAUUCAUAAGCCCAACCAAGAAUGGCAUCCAUCCCGUCGAGGUCAUUGUCCCAGCUGUCAAUGGCUUCUCAGACCUGGAAAAAAUGUAUGGCGCUUCGAAUAUAUACCCGACUGUUAGUCCAAUAGACGGGGCUCUGCUGCCUCCCAAAAUCAGAAAGAUCACCGCUGCACCAGAAAUUGCUAAAAUGACGCAAACCAUACCCGAGCUCAUAUCAAGGGGAAUCAUUUACUCGAUGGGCCACACGGAGGCAACGUACGAGGAGGCAUCCGCCGCCGUUGCGGCGGGCGGAACCAUGAUAACGCACUUAUUCAACGCCAUGCGCCCGCUGCACCACCGAAACCCGGGCGUGUUCGGCGUUCUUGGUUUAGCAGAGAGCCUUCCGCGGCCAUAUUUUGGUGUAAUCGCAGAUGGCAUCCAUCUCCAUCCAACAAGCAUCAAGAUAGCGUUCAACGCGCAUCCCGAUGGGUUCAUUCUCGUGACAGAUGCCAUGCAUCUUGUGGGAUUGCCGGAUGGGGUGUACGAAUGGAAUAACGACGGGGAGAGGCUGGUGAAGACGGGGCCAAGCUUAACCUUGGAGGGAACAAAUAAAAUUGCUGGGAGCUCAAUCACGCUAAUAGAAUGUGUGACAAACUUCCUCAAUUGGUCGGGAGCCAGCGUUCCCCAGGCGCUCAAGGCAGUUACCGCAACACCAGCGGCAAUGCUCGGCCUCGGCGGCGUCAAAGGGAGUUUAGAAGGUGAUGCCGAUGCCGAUCUGGUAAUUAUCGACGAAGAAAUUGAUGAGAGUGGGAUGAAGAAUUUGAGAAUUGAUCAGGUGUGGAAAUUUGGAAACUCAACACACUGGUUUGUGGCUAUUGAAGAAGAUAUUGGGCAACCUAAGAUGAAGAGUGGAGAAUUGAUCUAG
Messenger RNA from Venustampulla echinocandica, 1359 nucleotides. RefSeq lists its product as uncharacterized. The coding region runs from base 1 to 1359 and encodes 452 amino acids. Gene Ontology annotation, biological process: N-acetylglucosamine catabolic process. The transcript is spliced from 3 exons. NCBI's taxonomy places the organism in Eukaryota, Fungi, Ascomycota, Leotiomycetes, Helotiales, Pleuroascaceae. The record is from RefSeq and is a predicted model, not a curated record. Gene Ontology annotation, molecular function: N-acetylglucosamine-6-phosphate deacetylase activity.